This is a messenger RNA of Adelges cooleyi (spruce gall adelgid), 1110 nucleotides long. RefSeq names its product sorting nexin-12 (gene Snx3). Gene Ontology annotation, molecular function: phosphatidylinositol-3-phosphate binding. The record is from RefSeq and is a predicted model, not a curated record. Gene Ontology annotation, biological process: endocytic recycling; late endosome to Golgi transport. The coding region runs from base 327 to 818 and encodes 163 amino acids. Gene Ontology annotation, cellular component: retromer complex; early endosome membrane. The transcript has 4 exons. NCBI's taxonomy places the organism in Eukaryota, Metazoa, Arthropoda, Insecta, Hemiptera, Adelgidae.
AAACACUGCAUAACUGUACCGUAUUAUUACGUAUCAUCACAGGAAUAUCAUCGCCGAAUACACUAUCAUCAUCGACAUCAUCAUCAUCAUCUUCGCUGUUCAAAAUAAUUAGAUAUUAUCCUGUAUACUUUUCAAACAAGUGUUCGAUGCUGUGCACGGUCCGAAACUAGUUUCGCCGAUUUUUCGCGUUUUAACUGACCGGUCGGUGUUACGUUUCUCCCAUAGGGGACUCUCAAGGCCGACAAAUACAAUUAAUAAAAACGUCUCAUCCUUAGCUCUAAUAAUAUAAUUUCGUCUUAAACCGAUUUGACUAUCAGGCAAAAACAAUGGUAGACACUACAGCAGAAGCGACCAGGCGAUUGAAUGUGAAAAAACAAACCUUGGACGACGCUUAUGCCGCACCUGCCAACUUCUUAGAAAUAGACAUUCUCAACCCAAUCACUCACGGUGUUGCCAAAAAGCGAUAUACCGACUAUGAAGUUCGUAUGCGGACCAACUUACCAGUUUUUAAAGUCAAAGAAUCUAGUGUUCGCAGACGUUAUAGUGAUUUUGAAUGGCUACGCAAUGAACUAGAAAGAGAUAGUAAGAUUGUGGUACCGCCUUUGCCAGGUAAAGCAUGGAAAAGGCAGAUGCCAUUUAGAAAUGACGAUGGUAUAUUUGAAGAAGAAUUUAUAGAAGAACGACGAAAAGCACUGGAGGUUUUUAUAAACAAAAUUGCCGGUCAUCCAUUGGCACAAAAUGAAAGAUGUCUACACAUAUUUCUACAAGAACCAGUGAUCGAUAAAAACUAUGUGCCUGGCAAAAUAAGAAAUACAUAAUUUUUUAUUUAUAUACAAUUCAUAUAUUUUAUUAUCUAUUAUAAGUUGUUAUGUUCCACCAUUUAAAACACAGUUCUCAAAUAUGUGUGUUUACCGUACUCUUUAUAUCAAUAUUUUAUUGAAACUAGAUAGCAAUUAUUAUUAUUAUUAUCAUUAUUAAUAUUAUUUUUAUUACGACACAUUAUUAUGUUGUAUUAUUUUAAUUUAAAGUUUUUCCGCAAAAAUGUUGGUUAUAAAAAUACCUAUUUUAUUCAAACUCAUCAACAGUAUAAUUUUAUAUUAGAUUGCCUUU